UUGCUCUGUUUCACCCUUCUCCUCUGCACAACCGUUCUUCCUCCUCGGCUUCUUUUUCUUCUUCUUCUUCAUUAUUAUUUGCUACUCCUUUUCAUCACUCUCUCUGUUUUCGCGCUCUUUGUUUCGCAGACAAAAAAUCAAAGAAAAAUGUCUGCCGAUUCUGCCGUUUCAAUUGCGUGGGAUCUCUUCAAGAUCGUGUUUGUUCCCAUCAAGCAUCAGUUCGCAUACGUGCUGUGCUCCAAGAGAUACGCCGACGGUCUUCGGAAGGAAGUCAGGAAUCUGGAGUACGAGGAUGUGAGGGUCCGCAAUGCUGAGGAAGAGGCCAGAAACAAUCUUCGGAAUGUCCACGAAUGGGUCCCAGAGUUUCUGGCAACUGUUGCGAAGGCCUUGCAGGAGGCGAAGGACCUGUUGGGCAAAUUCGAAGAGGCGAGCAAGAAUUGCUGCCGCGGGGCUCUUCCUGACCCCAUUUGUCGCUAUCAGUUCAGCCGGGAGGCCAAGCACAAGACCGAUGACAUUCAGAAACUCAUUCAAGACAACAGUAACAGGGAGAUCUCCUUCAGCCUUCCUGCUCCGGGGAAUGUCACUGCUCUGACUCCGGGCAGGAGAGAGGGCAAAGAAGUCAUGCAGUCGACCACUGUGACGGCCUCUGCUUCUUCUGCCUCUACUGCGAUUAAGGACGAUGGUGUCUUCAAAUCCAGAGCUCAGAUCAUAAGGGACAUCAUGGACGCUCUUGCUGAUAACAGCAACCGAGUGGUCGGGGUUUACGGGAUGGGCGGGGUUGGCAAGUCCACCCUUUUGGUGGAUGCCGAAAGGAGACUAAGGGAAGAAAAGUUGUUCGACCUGGUUGCUAAGGCCGACGUGUCAGAAAAUCCAGACAUCAAGAAGAUUCAAGGAGAGAUUGCGCAUGCGUUGGGCCUUAGUGACAUAAAGAACGAAGAUAUUGUCAGCGUGCGAGCGGAGCUUCUGCGCACAAGGUUGGAAAAGGAGGAGAGGGAGAAAAAGAAGGUGCUCAUAAUACUGGACAACUUGUGGAAGGGGCUGGACUUGAGAUCAGUCGGCAUUCCUUGCGGACACGACAACAAAGUCAUAGGGUGCAAGUUGCUGUUGACGUCGAGAAAUCGAGAUGUUUUGCGAAGGGAAAUGGGCUGCGACAGGGACUUCCUCCUUGGUGAGCUGCAGGAGGAGGAGGCAAAAGAAUUGUUCGAGAGGAUUGUGGGGGACAAAGUUCCCGUUGACGAGUUCAAACCCUUAGCGGAUGAAGCGCUCCACAAAUGCGCAGGUGUGCCUUUCCUAAUUCUCGCAAUUGCAAAACGUUUUAAAGACGCUGGUUUAUCUGAAUGGAAGGACACUUUGAAAAGAAUCGAGAUGUCUAAAGAUAAAGGAAUCAAUGAUGUGAUAAAUAAGAUGUUGCAACUGAGUUAUGAUGAUUUAGAAGAGGAGGUGAAGUUAACACUACGGCUCUGUGUUGUUUAUGGUGUGUCCGAGCCCUCUCUGGAAAAUCUGGUGAGGUACGGCGUGGGUUUGGGGUUAUACGCAGAAUAUAGUAGCAUCGAGGAAGCUAGGAAUAGGUUGAGCUCAAUAAUACGGACUCUUCAAGCAUCUUCCCUUUUGCUAGAGAAUGGAGAUGGGGACAGUUUUAAGAUACAUGAUUUGGUUCGUGAGUUUGUUGCCUCUGUCGCUUCAAGAGAUCUACCUCUUCUUGUGUUGAAAGAAAAACAGAAGUUCGUAACAAAGUUGCCAAAGGACAAGGUCAAUAAUUGUAGGGCGAUAUGCUUUCCCUACGUAGACAUGAUUGAGCUUCCCAAAGACUUAGAUUGCCCUGAAUUGCAGAUGUUUUUGUUGUUCACAAACAAUGAAUCUCUUAACGUUCCAGAUUCAUUAUUUAAGUCUAUGAGGAAACUCAUGGUCUUAAGUCUUACUGGGAUACAUCUCGCUCGUUUGCCUUCGUCGUUUCAGUCGCUGGUGAUCUUGCACACUUUGUGUCUUCAUCGUUGUACGUUAGACGAUGUAGCCAUUCUAGGCGAGCUAAAAGAGUUACGAAUUCUUAGCUUUAUGAGCUCCAGAAUUCGGCGAUUGCCGAAAGAAAUUGGGCAACUGGUGGAGCUCGGGUUGUUAGACUUAAGCUAUUGUUUUUGGCUUGAGAUAAUUGAACCGGGUGUGCUUGGAAGCUUGAUCAAUUUAGAGGAGUUGUAUAUGGAGCGUAUCUUUCAUCGAUGGAAUGCCGUGGAGCAAACUACACCAACUAAUGCCUGUCUGAUUGAAUUGAAUCGCAUGGAGAAACUCCGCACUUUGCAUAUGCAGUUUUACGAUCCGAACGUGCUUCCGGGGGAUCUAAACCUCGAGAAAUUGACCAAGUAUGAAAUCCAAAUAGGAUAUUGGCCGGGGUUGCUCAAGUACAAAGGAUCGAGGACAUUGGUGCUCACUUUGCAUAAAAAAAGUGAUGUUCUUCGAAAAGGAUGCAUACAAAGCAUCUUAGGCAAAACUGAGAAUUUGUUUUUGCAGUGGUUGAAUGAAAUUGAGCAAAGUAUUUGCGCGUUAUCCAGAAAAGGUUUCUCAAAAUUAAAGCAUCUACAGAUCGAGGAUAGCCCCUCCGCCCAUUACAUCCUCCAAUCAACAUCCCAUACAAAUUUUAAUACGUUGGAGUCGUUAAUUCUCAAGAAUCUCACCAACUUGGAGAAAAUAUGCUAUGGACAUAUCUCCUCUAAGUCCUUCGGUGCAUUGAAAGUAGUCCGGGUUGAAAGAUGCCACAAUAUGGAAUUUUUAUUUCCUCUUUCAGUGGCGAGAGAACUUCUACAGCUAGAAGAGGUUGAAGUUGUCAAUUGCAGGACAGUGCAGGGGAUUGUAGAAGCUCAUGAUUGUGGCAAAUGUGAGUUGCCUAUGUUGCGUGUGUUGAAAUUGCGUGGGUUGCCAAAUAUCAAGAACUUUUUCACCGCCGAGACAGCUCCUUCGAGUAGCACAUCAGGCGACCCAACAGGCACUCAAAUUGCAUUCUUCAACGGGCAACAGGUUGCCUUUCCGAGAUUGGAGACAUUAAAAAUCACUGGCUUGGAUAACCUCAAAUAUAUGUUUUCCCCAUCCAUGGUUAAAUCUCUCACACAACUGAGGGAACUAAGCAUAAGCUAUUGCGUGAAGAUGGAGACGAUCGUUACGGAGGAAGAAGGAUGGGGAAUAGAAACAUCAGAAACUCUGGCAUUCUCGAAUUUAAUUGAUUUACACCUACAACAUUUGGAAAGUUUGACGUGCUUCUCUUGCCAAAAGUGUUCACGAGAAGCUCGAAGUCGGGACCGCGUCAAAUCAUACUCCCGUGCACUCUUUAAUCGAGAGGUACAUGAUUAACGUUACAUCAAAAUAUUAAAUAUACCGGAGA
This is a messenger RNA of Rhodamnia argentea, 3367 nucleotides long. Its product is annotated as disease resistance protein At4g27190-like. The coding region runs from base 148 to 3336 and encodes 1062 amino acids. Lineage: Eukaryota; Viridiplantae; Streptophyta; Magnoliopsida; Myrtales; Myrtaceae. The record is from RefSeq and is a predicted model, not a curated record. The transcript is spliced from 3 exons. Gene Ontology annotation, molecular function: ADP binding; ATP hydrolysis activity.